AUGAUGGAAUUCAAGAUACACAAUAACACGAGACCUUUGAAGCUCCCUGUAGAAAUUCUCGGGGACCUAACCCUGCAGUCCUUAUGGAUAGGCGACACUACUGUGACAAACAUACAACCGUCGUUCAUCCUCCCUUCCGAGGAUCGUCUUGUGAAUUUCACCUUACAAGACAGUCGUCUGAAAGAGUUUCCCUUCCACAUCAUCCAAGGAUUACGGAGUCUCAAGAAACUCUGGCUUCGGAACAAUUCCUUGACCUCAGUUCCUGGUCUCCACAGCCACAGCCUCGAGAUAUUGGACUUGGAUUACAAUAAGAUUGUUGCUAUUGAGGAAAAUGGAUGGCAUACUCCUAACUUGCGGGAACUCGGCAUCGGUUACAAUCCGCUUUCGAGUCUUCCGUCCGCAGUGAUCAAGGGUCUGGGAAAACUCGAGAAAUUCUAUUGUUCAGGGUGCAAUCUGGGACCCACCCUCUUGAUGGGGCAGUUGGAAUUCCGCAGCAAGACCUUGAAGGUGGUGUCACUCUGGAACAACAAUAUCUCACGACUUGAACCGGGAGCUCUUACAGGCGUCAAUGGUGAGACGACUGUUUACCUAAUCCGGAACAACAUCACUCUAUUGGAAGAAAGUGCCUUCCGACCCAUCCUGGAGAACAUGUCCCUGGGAGAUGGAUUGCUCGAUAUAGAGUGUAGGCGCAUCACAAACAAGAAUGAAUGCCUUCCCUUCAAGGACAAGUCUCAUGAAGUCAACUAA
Darwinula stevensoni is the source of this 747-nucleotide messenger RNA. NCBI's taxonomy places the organism in Eukaryota, Metazoa, Arthropoda, Ostracoda, Podocopida, Darwinulidae. The record is from the annotation of a GenBank genome assembly.